This is a messenger RNA of Mya arenaria, 570 nucleotides long. RefSeq names its product acanthoscurrin-2-like. The record is from RefSeq and is a predicted model, not a curated record. The transcript is spliced from 5 exons. NCBI's taxonomy places the organism in Eukaryota, Metazoa, Mollusca, Bivalvia, Myida, Myidae. The coding region runs from base 1 to 570 and encodes 189 amino acids.
AUGAAUCCACUUCGAAUCACCCUGAUCUCGGCACUGUUUGCCAUUUCUUUCGCAUACAGAGGUGGCGGCGGUGGCCGAGGAAUGGGUGGUGGUAUGCCCAUGGGAGGUAUGGGUGGCGGCAUGCCAAUGAUGGGCGGUGGAAUGGGUGGCGGUAUGCCAAUGAUGGGAGGCGGAAUGCCAAUGAUGGGCGGUGGAAUGGGCGGCGGAAAAAUGGGCGGCGGUAUGCCCAUGAUGAUGAUGCCCACUGGUGGCAUGGGCGGCGGCAUGGGUGGCGGCAUACCCAUGGGAGGAAUAGGCAGUGGCAUACCCAUGGGAGGAAUGAUGAUGCCCGGCGGCGGAAUGGGUGGCGGUAUGCCCAUGGGCGGCAUGGGAGCCAUGGGCGGUGGAAUGCCCAUGAUACCAAUGGGUGGAAUGAAUAAAAUGGGCGGCGGCAUGGGAGGUGGUAUGCCCGGUGGAAUGGGUGGCGCUAUGGGCGGUACGUUUAGAACUUGUUUGAGUGUGGACGCGGCGGCAAAAGCGGCCAGGGUGGUGGAAUGGGAGGCGGUGCCAUGGGAGGUGGCAUGCCCAUGA